Messenger RNA from Porites lobata, 7508 nucleotides. Lineage: Eukaryota; Metazoa; Cnidaria; Anthozoa; Scleractinia; Poritidae. The record is from the annotation of a GenBank genome assembly.
CAGGAAGAUUCUCAGACAGAGUUUGACAUUCCCCUUUGGUUGAGCUUCGUUGUUCUGAUUUCUACGAGUUCAUCAUUUUUCUUCUCACUGGUCUCCAACUCUAACCCGUUCUUGACAAGCAACACUGGGUAUGCGGACGGAGGUGAUAUGUACUCGCAUCAAGUCGAAGCACUUUACUUGAAAGAACUUCUUCAAGGUGGAACAACCGACCUUUGGUUCGAUGAAUUAACAUUGGGCUACCCUUUCUUUCUUGCCUAUCACCCACUUCCAUGUCUGCUUAAUGCCAGUCUCAUGAUCUUAGGAGAAUUGUAAGUAAAACUCUGUUUUAAUUCAAUCCGUCAUGUAGACAGUUUCAUGUGGCGACUGGGUUAAGAGGGAAAAAAAAAUCCUUGAAACAGAUUAUACAUUAAAAUAAGUGAUAUUCAUUUACUGAUCUUGCAAGUUUCAAAGGGUGACAAAACAGUUUUAUUGUCAAAAAAUUUCAGUCUUUCCUUAAAGUUUUUGUGCGCAGGAGAUUUCGUCCAUUUUCUUAAUUAAAUAUAUUCUUAUUCAGUGUUACGUAACUAGUGUAACUUACGUAACUUUAACUUAAAUUAAGUUGUUACCUUGACCGGUUACACAUUACUUGGACUUUCUCCUGUCGUCUGAAUAAAAAGGCGCAGAAUGUUUAAAGUCAAAAAUUAAACCGCAAAGUAAAAGAAAUAACUGAAGUUUAUUGUUCCCAGGAAUGGCAAUAGUGAAACCUUCUUUUGUCCUCUGAAAUGAGGAGAAUUGUUCACGUUAACUUGUUAAAAAUCCUGAUAGUCACAUCUAUUUUGUUUUUAAAAACACAGGGAUGUUUUUCUUCAAAUUUUACUUGGGAAAUCUUCCUGUUAGGCUUAAUUCCUUUGAAACAAUUAUCACCUAAUCUGUGCAGUGGCAAUGCCAUGCACGUGGGAAGAUUUUCAGUCAGUUAAAAGGUCUGGUAAGGAUAAUCUUUGAGAGAAGAAUUCAUCAGGGUGGUAAAAUGUAUUGCACCUUGGAUAGAAACGCCGUGUGUUUAGUUUAUGAGGAAGUGAAAAUUAGUUCCGUGACAAACAACUUUGCACUGGGGACGCAAAGCUGUUAUCGUUUCCCAAGUUAACAGUCUAUUUUGUUUAAUGACUGGAGGAAUUCAUCUCAGCUUAAAAUUGUGUUUGACGAUUAAAGAAAACUACUCAAACAUACUAGUACUGAAAGAAUUCCACGAUAGCUUGAAAUAAUCACAUAUUGGGGUAUAUGGGUCGAAGGAAUUAGACCAUUCUGAUGAUCGCAAUAUCAGUAUAUCUAAUUUGUUGAGCAGAAGCUUUAUUUGUUAGAAUUUUUGGAACCCGUUAAUUAAAAGACCUCUUACACUGGCAAGGGCCAUGAUUAGUUACGUACAAGACAUUUCAGAAAACAAUGACACUUAUUAUUGCUUUGUCCUCGUUCUCAGACUUUGGCCAGUCCAUUUCAAUUUUGGUCGGUUUUUGUUUUCAGGUGGUCCAAAUUGUUUGUCAUUUUUUCUUUUGACUUGGUGAAAUACUAAUGUCAGCUGCGCUUUUAUGUGAGGUUUGCUUGUAUACAAGGCAGGGUGAAACGAAAGUAAAUGUAGAAAAAUCAACUUGUGCAAAUUGGGUAAAAUGUUACUUCAGUGGGUUACAUUGCUAGUGGACUCGUGCAUAGUGAGCCCAGAAAGUUUUUAUGCCACAAUAAAUAUUUUAUCGACUAAACAAGGGGUACAAACUUUGGGCAACUCACCCAGUAUAGUCCAAUGGAAGUCAAUUUCAAGUGGUCACUAAUUGCUCGUCCUAAUCUAUAACAGAAGCUUGAUAAUUCCCGUAACACUGUAAAUGUAAGCUGUGUGCUGCUUAUACUAGUCAAACCAUGGUCGCAUCCUUGAAGUCCAAACGUGUGCCCACCAUUAAAAUUGUUUAACAGCUACUAAUGAUUUCCACCGUUCUUGUUGUAAUGCAUUAUUUUCUAGUAAACUUCAACUACGUAGUGGGGUUCUGACAAUUUAGAAAUUAGAUACAAGGAAGGACAUAGACUUUCGUGUUCUAGUUUGACGAUGAAUUUUCUGUGUCGGCAAUAACUGUGUACGUUGAUAUUGCGUUUAAUCUGUACGUCUCUUUGGGACUGAGAGGUCAAGCUAAACGACAAGGUGAUUGUUCUAAAACGAUACAAUGCUUAAAAAAAAAAAAAAAACCUUAGCUUAAAAUCACUUGACACAGCGCUUGAUGGUUUUCUGAACUGAGGUCUUCACAAACCGCAUGUGUCUCCAUCUUUGACCAUCUUUAGUUAUGCCGGAUUUAAUAUGGACAGAUACGUGCUACUUCAGGUGACGGAACAAAGCCGGGUUCAUUUUUAAUCUGUAUCGUUACUAGAACUAUAAACCAAUGCUAGUGUGAAAGAAUUUAAUGCCGGACGCAAGCAGCACUUUUACACUUCUACACUUUCAUUGUAAAACUGUCAAAGCAAAUCAAAAGAAACUCAAAUUGACGCCCUUUUUUACUUGAUUUUUUGACUCGAGUAUGGCGUGCAUAUAAUACCCACGCGAAGCAAUGAAAUACGUGCGUGUAAGGUCAACGGCGGCUCAAAAUUAAAAUUCCUAAUAAAACAGUCACUCUAUUUUCAACCUGGAACUCAAGUGAAAUUUUGGGAGCUUUCAACAUACAGUACAAUGAAAUGGUGAUACCGUAACUGUUUUUUCUGUGAAAUACACGAGUAACACAGAGAAACAUGUAUACUAGAUCUGAAAUUUGUAGUAACUAAUUACCGUCAUAUAAGAAUUCUUAAACCCUUUUUUGUACUAUAAACUGCGUUACAUUCGACUAUUAAGGCAUGUAGAUUUUUACAAUUAGUGUAUCUAAACCAAGAAGUGUUUUUGAGAAUUAACGUUGGCUCGACAGUCGAGCUUUCAACGCUUUUAACGAUGGCUCUGUGUCUUAUUUCCCUUUUGUUAAAGGACAUGUAAUGUUCAAGGUUUGCAAUAAAGUCACUUUUGAUAAAUUGAAGUAGUUGAGCAAAACCGAGGUAAUCUUUACUUAGAUAUGAAGUGGGAAAAUUAAGAGUUUUUAGCCGAUUCUCAAAUGACGUGUCAUUCCCCUCGAUCAGUCUAGAUGUAUUACGUUGGACAUGACCUAAUUUGUCGGAAAGAUGCUUGUGGUGGGUUUCAAAUGGGACAAAAGAUGGGUUAGUUGCGAUGGGUAGGAGUAGCGAGGACGCCAUGCCAGUGUGACUGAAAUGUCCAUGUUGAGUUCUAUAAACGCAGAAAUUGAUUGAUGUUGUCGAACUUUAGUUGGGAUUUUACCAAAAGACCUGUCAGAGAGAUGGAGCGAUAGUUAAAGACUUGUUCCUUUUCGCUUUUUUCGAAAACGGGAAUGUUCUGUGUGAGCAGAUUGAAAUGGGUAAAAAUUUUGCCAGAGAUACAUAUUUUGCUGCAGUCUCGUCGCGAAGAGAUAUAUCGGCUGAUAUGGCACGGGACCUUGGGCUCCCAGUCCACCAAUGUUUAAACCACUGAGCAAUUUGUCUACACCUUUAGAACGAACCAGGAGUAGAGGCGACUUGAUGUCUGUAAGGUUGGAGUCCAUCUUAAUGAAACUUGUUAGGAACUUGUUGAAUAGCUUUGAAGUCUUGUGGAAGCCGCAGUUACUUUUUGGGCGCUGUUGAGCGACUUUUCGUGUUGUCUGAAUCUUGACUUUGUCUUUGAGUUUGAGAAUUUGUCACGACCCAAAAUGCUUUUGUGUUCUUACAUAUCAGUCAUUGACUGAGCUUGUUUUAUGCGGUAGCUUUUCGUGAGCUCGUAUUUUGCUUUGUUUCCAUUCAAGUUGAACUCCCGAGUUUACAGUCGCCUAUGCUUGGUCAUUGGCAAAUUUGAAAUAAGUUGAAUUUCCACUGAACUGUCAAGGGAGCGUAAAUAGGAAUGAGUUGGAAGCAAAACUAAAAGUAAAUUAGCAUCUAUUUGUUGCUUGCAUGAUAGGUAGGUACUCUGUUUGUUAUAUUUUAGUAGCCCAAUGGCUUAAUUGUGAAAAGCGUUACGUAAUUUAGGAUAUCGAUACAAUUUUCUGACAGGAAAAACACACACUAGGCCAUUGUAAAAGGACAAAAAUUGAAAUAUGUGGUGGCUAAAACUUUCAGUUGUAAAUUUCUAUAUAUAUCACUGUUCUUUAGUCUGUCUUGCUUUCAGGGACUUUGAAUUUAUGCUUAGUCCAUAGUUUUUAGCGGAACAUUCGUUUCCUUGAAGCAUUAAGUGGUACGUUUGUUACUUGAAAAGUGUUGUGUUUGAUGAUAGACCUCCGUCUGACAUUUAAAAACCAACUUCAAUUCUUGAUUUUUUGUAUUAUUAUAGUUGUUGUACAGCAAUUAGUAAAUAAGGAAUACUGCUGAAUGUCGUAAUCAGGAAAAAAGGGGGUAAAAAUUGCAAUUCCCCGACCGAAAUUGAACCUCUGAUCUUUUAGAUUUUUGACUUUUUUUAUGAAAUCGCAGCUUUCCAGCUGGUGAGUAAGAAAGGUCACCAGUUUUAUUCCCGCUCCUGACUCACGAUUUCCUUCUUUUCUUUUAAGAGCUCGACUUUGACCGUACUAUUCUUGAUUUAUUGAGGCUAAAAUAGACUUUGCAUCAAAAGAGUCUUAUAUUCAGGGUCGCAUCCCUGUUUAACAGCCUAUGGUUUCCUCCUUUCUUGUCGCGGUUAACCUUUAUUUUCGAGUAAACUUCAGCUACGUAGACUCUUGCAGUGCUCCAAACUCAUCUUCUACAAAUGAAGUCGCCUCUUGGCGACCUGAAAUUAUGCACUGGUAGUCAGAAUGCAAUAUUACAUGAAGGUUCUGAAAUAUUUUAAAUGGCUGCCUAGAAUUGUAGAUAUCGUAAUGGAAUUUGGAGUUGCACACGACAUUUCAAGGUAGGCUUCAUAUCUUUUCGACAACCAGGGUGAAAGAGGCGAUUUAUGGCGAAAACAGAGAGUAAAUAAUAUUUCGUGCAAAUUUCUAGCUUACUUUAACCUUAGAACGACCAUAAACAUUAACUAAUUCACUACAGCUUGGCACAUGACCGCCGAGCACAGGUCGCCGAAGUGGUGAAUUUUACUGCAGUUUUAGGAUAUACGAGAAAGGACAUUGAAUUUCGCGUUCUAGUUUGAAGACGAAUUUUCUGUCACAGAAAUAGAUAUGAACUUUUAUAAUAUUGCGUGUAAUCUGUACGUCUCUUUGGUGGGAAUGAGUGGUCUGCAAACUAAGCGACAAGUUGACUGUUUUGAAACGAAAUAAUACUUUGUUAUUUUAAAAAGGUUAACCUUGGCUUAAAAUCACUUAAAAUAGCGCUUAAUGGUUUUCUGAACUGCAGUCUUCACAAGCUACAUGGGCUUCCAUGUUUGACCAUGUUUACUUUUUCCGGAUUUAAUAUGGAUUGAGAUACGUUGUACUGAUGUAGCAGAACAAACGCUCAGUGUUAAUCUGAUCUCAACUAGAACUUUGAACUGAUGCUUGUGAAAGAAUUUAAUGACCUUAGAAGUAGUUUAAGAACCAAAGCAAAUCUAUAGAGACUCCAGACGGAAGCCCCUUUCUUGUGUCGUGAGAAACCUCCAUUUUUUCUUCCUUGACGUACUUGAAUUUCGAUGCAAAGUGAAUACCUGCUUCUAAGGUCAAAAGUGGCUUAAAAUUGAGAUUCUUGGUACGGUAUUUAACAUAACAAUCGCUUAUUUUCAAACUGGAUCUCAACUGAAAAUCAGAAGUUUUGAACUUAAAUACGUGUGAAACCUUUUAAUGUACUACAAAACACUUUUAUUGUAAACUUAUCGAUUAAAGCAAAUCUAUAGAAACUUAUCAAAAACCUCUCUUUAAGAUCGGGCUUGUCGUGAGAAACCGCCUUGUUUUCCUUCUAAAUUGCAGUUUAACAUCCACGCCAAGGAAUGUAUGAUUAUUUGCGUGUGAGGUCAUCAGCGGCUUGCGGGUGGAAUUCUUUGAUAUGUAACUGCUUCCGUUUUGGUUUUCGCGCCUAAAACGGGCGAUUUCGGUGGCAACGUUCGGGCAGCUUGCCACGUUGCAAAACUAUUAAAAUUCUUAACCUCCGUUUUGGGACAUAAGUCGUCGUCUGAAUUGUUAAGAGAAGUAGAACUCAGCCGGGAUUUCUACUUAAGGCACUGUUUUUUGUCCAAUUUUUUUUUUCUUUUGGAUGACGAGCUACACUUUUUUUUUCUAGCUUGAGGAAUUUAUCCUAUAAGAAAAACAACAAACUUACCUAUACCACAGAUACCAGAGCUCCAAAUAAUUUAUCUUUCUUGAAAGGACAGAUGUCCAGGUAAGUCACCAUUUGGGUCAGACGAAACAAAAAUAUGUCGAACUCAAUCAACGGAUUGCGCGUCUUUAACGAAAACUGUGAAUGAAAGGCUUGGUUAUUCCGAAAAAUAGAGAACAGAAGUGAUGACGUCACAAAAGCUAAUUUUGUGAAAUUAUGGGAUAGGUUGGCAUGUCCAGAAAGAACAAGAUGAGAAAUGUUCACUUGCCAAAAAUCAGACUGUUAGUCAGGAAAUUGGCGGUGAGAUGUAAGCAUUGUUAUGCCCCAAUGACUACACUGGAGUCAUAGCAUAAAGGUACUUAGAUGUCCCCGCCAAUUUUCACAAGAAGGCUGAUUUUUAGCAAGGGGGGUGUUUUCACCUUGUUCUUUCUAAAUAUGCUAUCCAGUCUCAUAAUUCACAAAUUUGAAUUUCUGGGACCUCACACUUCUCUUCUCUAUGAUAGUCGUUGAUAUUAACUUGGUCAGGACCAUAGUUAUGAUUUCGUGAGGCAUGGGCCAGUUUUAGUUAAGCAUUACCCGAUGAAGGACACCGACUGUUAUUUUCAGCCCUGUAAAAUCCUGCCCAAGGAAACUACAUUAUGGAACAUGUAUACAAAUCAAAUAAAUGAUGCCAAGUUAAUACAUGUUUGAGUAACUUGAAAUGGGAGAGGGAACGUCGUGGUCGCGUGAACGACUUAUUUUCGGAGGUCACAAACAGAUAACCUUUAUUGGCGCAAAGUAAAUAGUUUUUAACUCGAGACUUAAAAACGUCAGGGCAAGCCUUCCUCUUAGAUGCGGCUACAAAACGUAUUUUAAGAGUUUAAAAUGUGAAACCUAGAGCAAAUUUGUAAGGCGGAAUUGAGUAAAAUAAUCGAGAAAAAGUGGUAAGUGUGAGAUAUUUGGCUAUACUUUUGCGUCACCACCUUCAUCAUUUUCGCCCGAACGACUGUCAAGCAUACGAUAACUGAGAUACUUGCUCCUCUUUCUGAAGGUUUAUCUCGCCUUUGCUAAUGUUCCGUUGGAUGUUCGUUCUUCUUCUGGCAUCGAUGCCCUGGUCGUGGUUCAUUGGUCUGCGUAAAUUAAGGAUGACCCGUCUCGAGGCGACGUUAGCAGCCCUCUUUGUGCAUUCAAUUCACAGCUGGCGUAAGUUUGGUUUGGAGUUGGAAGCAUUUCACGAGUAUGGUCUCUUUACUCAAGCUUACGGAAUGGCCAUACUUCCUCUCGCAGGUAAUCUUGUAAUC